Messenger RNA from Pseudomyrmex gracilis, 794 nucleotides. RefSeq names its product NADH dehydrogenase [ubiquinone] iron-sulfur protein 4, mitochondrial (gene ND-18). The record is from RefSeq and is a predicted model, not a curated record. The transcript has 3 exons. Gene Ontology annotation, biological process: electron transport chain. Bases 92 to 652 code for a protein of 186 amino acids. Lineage: Eukaryota; Metazoa; Arthropoda; Insecta; Hymenoptera; Formicidae.
GUGUAUGUAACACACUCUGAGUUUGUGCGAGAUCAGCUGUUUCACGUCUGAUUUUUAUAUUUGUUUUAAAGGUCUUUGCCACACACACAAAAUGGCAACCCGCGCAUUAUUAUUGAAACAAUGUGCGGAGAUUAACAAGAACAGUUCCAGGUUGAGCAGAUAUCUUGCGACCAAGAGCACGGAUGUGGAGCCAGGGGUUGAUAUAAUACAGCGCAAAAAUCUCCAUGAGAGUUUACUGACGAAGGAAGAGGCGAAGAAAUUGCAGGACUUGAGGUCUCCGAUCGCUGUGACCGGUAUCGAGGACGUGGGUUACAUAUCGGGGGUGCCGGAGGAGCAUAUCAAAACUCGCCGAGUUCGUAUCUAUCAACCGGCCAAAAACGCCAUGCAAUCGGGAACGAAUAACAUACACUUUUGGCAGAUGGACUUCGACACGCGCGAACGUUGGGAGAAUCCGCUAAUGGGGUGGACAUCCAGCGGUGAUCCCAUGUCAAACGUCCAAGUCAACUUCGCGACGAAGGAGGAAGCGAUUGCACACUGCAAGAAGAUGGGCUGGGACUACUAUGUGCAGAAACCGAAUGCCAGUCAUCCGAAACCUCGCAGCUACGGUAGUAACUUCGCGUGGAACAAACGCACCAGAGUUUCGACUAAAUAAUGUAUAGAAAUUUUUGAUGUAAUUUAUUUGAAAUUUCUCUCGUGCGCUUUUAAUAAUCGGGCGCACGUCCCUCGUAGUCAUGAAACAUUCUCUGUGACAGAUAAAUAUGUAUUAUACUGCCAAUAAAUGUGUAUAUAUAUUA